CUCACGGCGUAUUGACAACCACGAACGGCUCACAGGUCACCGACACCACGAAAUCAUGCUGGGACUCAAGUCGGUCCUGAAUGUGAUCGACAACACCGGCGUCACCCGAGCCGAAUUGAUCAAUGUGUAUAAAGUGAAGACCAAGGCGAAGAAGUCGGUAGGAACGGGCACAGUGGGGGACAUGAUCAAAGUGGUAGUCAAGAAAUCCCGGACGGUGACUACAGGCGACAACAAACCCAAUACGAACAGGUUACGGAAAGGAGAUAUGGCUAAAGCUGUCAUCGUGAGGUGCAAGAAGUCAGAGAUGAGACCGGAUGGAACACAGAUACGGUUCGACGAUUCCGCGUGCGUGCUUUUAAACAAUAAGGGUGAAAUGAUGGGCAGUCGAGUAUCUGGACCCGUUUCUCAGGCUCUGAAAGAUGUAGCGGAUGCUGGUGUGCCUGGAGGUCGAUGGGCGAAAAUCCUUAGUAUAGCGCCAAAGGUCUUGUAAUGUCAUUGUAUAACACCCCAUUGCAUAGCAUACGAUCAUUC
Molecule: messenger RNA, 531 nt
Organism: Kockovaella imperatae
Lineage: Eukaryota; Fungi; Basidiomycota; Tremellomycetes; Tremellales; Cuniculitremaceae
Product: putative mitochondrial 54S ribosomal protein YmL38/YmL34
Exons: 5
Coding region: 56-490 (144 amino acids)
Biological process (GO): translation
Cellular component (GO): mitochondrial large ribosomal subunit; ribosome
Molecular function (GO): large ribosomal subunit rRNA binding; structural constituent of ribosome
Source: RefSeq, a predicted model, not a curated record